GUUUGUCUCCACCUCAUGGGUAACUAAUGCCGACGUCCUUAAAGAUCCGGCGAAGGAACAUUUAUGUGAGAAAUUGUAACUGUGAUACAUUAUGAAGUUUAUUUACAUCUAUCCCUGACGAAAACCUCAGUAGUAAUCAUAUAAGGUCAAGAGCUACCUGGGAUGUAUUAAAAAACAAGAUGAGUGAACAAGAGGCAGGAAGUAAUAUCUACACAGACAACUAGUGCUGACCUGUAUGUUCUAUUGAAUUAUCGAAAUAAUUGUGAAAAUUUGGUGCACAACAAUGGGUUUUCAAGACUUAAUAUCGUCACUCUCAGAUAAUCCUUACUUUGGUGCUGGCUUUGGGUUGUUUGGAGUUGGAGCUGGAGCAGCAGUUUUAAGAAAAGGAUAUAUGAUGGGGAUGAUCCUGUUCCGGCGGCACUACAUGACAACUCUAGAGGUUCCGUGCCGUGAUAAAUCGUAUCAUUGGCUGCUUCAGUGGAUCACCUUAAGAGGUGCAAGAAAGACACAACAUCUUAGUGUAGAGACAAAAUUUCAAGAAAUUGAAACUGGUAAAAUUACCACUCGUCAUGAUUUUAUACCCAGCGUUGGUGAACACUUUUUUUGGUAUGGCGGGACAUGGCUGAAAGUGGAACGUACAAGAGAACAGCACACACUAGACCUCCAGCAUGGUACCCCUUGGGAGAAUGUAACUUUUACUGCAUUUGGAAAUCAAAGAAAACUCUUUCUUGAUAUCAUUUAUGAAGCUCGUGAUUUGGCAGUAAAGCAAAAUGAAGGGAAGACCAUAAUGUACACUGCCUAUGGCUCAGAGUGGCGGCAGUUUGGCAAUCCUCGAAAACCUCGCCCACUCACCUCUGUUGUACUUGAUGAGGGAGUCUCUAAUAAGAUUGUAAAAGAUGUUAAGGAGUUUAUGGAUAAUCCUAAAUGGUACUCUGACAGAGGAAUCCCCUAUAGGCGUGGUUAUUUACUUCAUGGUCCUCCUGGGUGUGGCAAGAGCUCUUUUAUAACUGCUCUGGCUGGAGAAUUACAACUUGGCAUUUGUGUUCUAAACCUCAGUGAGCGAGGCCUUACUGAUGACAGACUUAACCAUUUGUUGGCUCUGGCACCUGAGAACACUAUCAUUCUACUGGAGGAUGUUGAUUCAGCUUUUGCUAGCAGAGAAGAAACUGCAGAUAUGAAAGCUGCAUACGCUGGCCUCAAUCGGUUGACCUUUAGUGGACUUCUGAACUGUCUUGAUGGUGUUGCAUCAACAGAAGCAAGAAUGAUGUUCCUGACAACAAAUUAUCCUGAAAGACUUGACCCAGCAUUGAUACGCCCAGGCCGAGUAGACAUGAAGGAGUAUAUUGGAUACUGCACAACUCACCAGUUGGAGACAAUGUUCUGCAACUUUUAUCCUGAUGUUUCUGGUCUAGCUUCAACCUUCUCACAAGCUUCAGGAAACUUGGGAGUUCCACUGAGUGCAGCAGCAGUCCAAGGUCACUUUAUGAUUUACAAAGAAGAUCCUUUAGGAGCUGUACACAACGUUAUUCAUAUGGCCACUGAAAAUGUCAUCAGGAGAGAUACCAUACCCAUGAAUAGAGAGAAUAGUGUAUUUGAUAUAAAGAAAAACUUGUAAAAAAAAAAAAAAAAAAUUA
Molecule: messenger RNA, 1634 nt
Organism: Homarus americanus (American lobster)
Lineage: Eukaryota; Metazoa; Arthropoda; Malacostraca; Decapoda; Nephropidae
Gene: Bcs1
Product: mitochondrial chaperone BCS1-like
Exons: 10
Coding region: 284-1615 (443 amino acids)
Biological process (GO): mitochondrial respiratory chain complex III assembly; protein insertion into mitochondrial inner membrane from matrix
Cellular component (GO): mitochondrial inner membrane
Molecular function (GO): ATP hydrolysis activity; ATP binding
Source: RefSeq, a predicted model, not a curated record